Molecule: messenger RNA, 1267 nt
Organism: Corylus avellana
Lineage: Eukaryota; Viridiplantae; Streptophyta; Magnoliopsida; Fagales; Betulaceae
Product: NagB/RpiA/CoA transferase-like superfamily protein
Biological process (GO): pentose-phosphate shunt, non-oxidative branch
Molecular function (GO): ribose-5-phosphate isomerase activity
Source: RefSeq, a predicted model, not a curated record
CUGUUACCGUUAGCACGAACCAGUGGCGCCUGGAGGUGCAAGACGAGUAGAAGAUGGCAUCACUGGCUUCAUCAUCAUCAUCGUCAUUAAGUUUUGGUGUGUCUAAUGGGAUUGGCCGAAGAAGAGUAAGAGUAAGAGCAAGAGCAAGAAGAAAGACGAUUUCUCUGCGAGUUAGUGGGUCUAGUCGGGUUGACGCCUCUGCUCUCCUCCAAGCAGCCCACCACACUGUGGAUACGUACAUUAAAAGUGGCAUGGUUAUCGGGUUGGGGUCUGGUUAUGCUUCUGGAAUGGCCAUUCAAUAUCUGGGUCGGCAAAUUCGGGGCGGUGCUUUAAAAGAUAUAGUUGGGGUGCCCAUGUCUAUUGCUAGUGCAAAUGAAGCAGCAAAGGCAGGAAUUCCAUUGGAUCAGUAUCAAGCUUGUUCUCAAAUUGAUUUUGCAUUUGAUGAUGCUGAUAUUAUAGAAGAAGGAACACUUGUUGCUGUCAUUGGACAACAGAGAUUGCAAGGUGAAGAUUCAAUACUCCAAGAGAAGUCUAUACUAAAUGCAGCAAACACACUUGCAUUCAUGGUCAAGGAAAGCCAGUACAAAGGUGGUCUAGAUGGGUCGGUCCCAGUUUUAGUUCAAUCUCUCAACUGGAUGGAAACUGCUGAAGAGAUUGAUGACCUGUUUUUAGGUGAUGCAGAGGUAUGGAGGAGACCAUCCAUAGGGCAUGCAGGUCCACUAGGGGGUGAUUUCCCUUUGGUCACUAGAGAAGGCCAUAAUGUUCUUGAUGUCAUAUUUACAUCUCCAAUUCUAAGCUUUGCUAAAGUAGCUGAAAGCCUUGAUAAAGUUGAUGGGGUGGUGGACCAUGGCAUCAUAUGCAAGUUCCCAUGCACAGCAGUGAUUGCUUCACCAGAUGGGCUGUGCAUUGUUGAUAAUCUGCCAACGAAUGCAGCAGAGGUACUUUGAAUCUUUGAUUGUGAGAAUCUAUAAAAAUUGGAGUAAUGUCGUUCUCAUGGUUGAAAAAGAAAAUUACAAAGGAAAUAGCUAGAAAAAAAGAGGCUUCUAGUUACAAACUCCAACUUUUGACUGAUAGUCAACCCUCAAGUUAAGUUUUCAUUUGAUGCCUUGAAAAAUCCUGUAAUUUGGUCAAGAAUUCAAGUUGCGAAAUGUUAAUUACCUUAUUCCUUUCAGUUUUCACUCCCUCGUUUUGUAGCUUAAAUAAGUUAACUUUUUACCAUUUUUAUUCCUUAAGUUGAAGACAAAUGCAUUACCCUUCUCAAUCAUUA